This is a messenger RNA of Octodon degus (degu), 2030 nucleotides long. It is a transcript of the gene Bco1, whose product is annotated as beta-carotene oxygenase 1. Lineage: Eukaryota; Metazoa; Chordata; Mammalia; Rodentia; Octodontidae. Gene Ontology annotation, molecular function: carotenoid dioxygenase activity; beta-carotene 15,15'-dioxygenase activity. Bases 173 to 1861 code for a protein of 562 amino acids. The transcript has 11 exons. Gene Ontology annotation, biological process: retinal metabolic process; carotene catabolic process. The record is from RefSeq and is a predicted model, not a curated record.
UGGAGGACACACUAAGAGGAUUGCAGAUCAGCCGGGACACAUGCUUCGGAAAUUGACCUUUGACCAAGCAGUGUAUAAAUAAGGCCAGCCAGCAGCCAGAGGGCAGAAAGGACAGGGACACGUGAAGGAGAGUGGUCCGUCCCUGCUGGGGUCGGUCUCACCCGCCAGCCCCAUGGACAUUCUAUUCGGCAGGAACAAGAAGGAGCAGCUGGAGCCUGUAGGGGCCCAAGUGACAGGCAAGAUUCCGCCCUGGCUGCAGGGCACCCUGCUCCGCAAUGGGCCUGGGAUGCACACGGUGGGCGACAGCAGGUACAACCACUGGUUUGACGGCCUGGCUCUGCUGCACAGCUUCACCAUCAGGGACGGUGAGGUCUAUUACAGGAGCAAAUACCUGAAAAGUGACACCUACAAUGCCAACAUCGAGGCGAACAGGAUCGUGGUGUCAGAGUUUGGAACAAUGGCCUACCCCGACCCCUGCAAAAACAUCUUCUCCAAAGCUUUCUCCUACCUGUCCCACACCAUCCCCGACUUCACAGACAACUGCCUGAUCAACAUCAUGAGGUGCGGGAAAGACUUCUACGCGACCACAGAGACCAAUUACAUGAGGAGGAUCAACCCUCAGACGCUGGAGACCCUGGAGAAGGUGGAUUACCGGAAAUACGUGGCGAUAAAUCUGGCAACAGCACAUCCUCAUUAUGAUGCGGCUGGAAAUGUUCUCAACAUGGGUACAUCCAUUGUAGACAAGGGCAGGACAAAAUAUGUGAUAUUUAAAAUCCCUGCCAGAGCACCAGAGGCCAAGAGGAAGGGGAAGAGCCCCCUGAGGCACACAGAGGUGUUCUGCUCCAUCCCCUCCCACUCACUCCUCUCCCCCAGCUACUACCACAGCUUUGGGGUCACCGAGAACUACGUCGUGUUUCUGGAGCAGCCGUUCAGGUUGGACAUCCUCAAGAUGGCAACCGCGUACAUGCGGGGGGUGAGCUGGGCCUCCUGCAUGGCUUUCCACAGGGAGGACAAGACUCACAUUCACAUCAUCGACCAGAGGACCAGAAGGCCGGUACCCACCAAGUUCUACACGGAUGCCAUGGUGGUCUUCCACCAUGUCAAUGCCUAUGAGGAAGACGGCUGUAUUGUGUUUGACGUCAUCGCUUACAAGGACAGCAGCCUCUACGACCUCUUCUACCUGGCUAACCUGAACCAGGACUUCGAGGAGAACUCCAGGCUCACAUCGGUGCCCACCCUCCAGAGAUUCGCUGUGCCGCUCCACGUGGACAAGAAUGCAGAAGUGGGCUCAAAUCUAAUCAAACUCACAUCUACAACUGCAACUGCCCUGAAGGAAAGGGACGACCACGUCUACUGCCAGCCUGAGCUGCUGUUUGAAGGCCUGGAGCUCCCUCGGAUCAAUUACACUCACAAUGGGAAGCCGUACAGAUAUGUCUUCGCCGCUGGAGUUCAGUGGAGCCCAAUCCCCACCAAGAUUCUGAAAUACGACGUCCUCACCAAGUCGUCCUUAACGUGGCGAGAGGCGGGCUGCUGGCCGGCGGAGCCCCUGUUCGUGCCCGCACCAGACGCCCAGGAGGAGGAUGAUGGAGUUAUCUUAUCAGCCAUUGUCUCCACUGACCCCCAAAAGCUGCCUUUCCUCCUGAUUCUGGAUGCCAAGAGCUUCACGGAGCUGGCUCGCGCCUCGGUUGCCGUGGACAUGCACCUGGACCUCCAUGGGCUGUUCAUCCCAGAGUCAGACUGGCCUUCAAGUAAUCAGGCUGCGUCCGAGGUGCCGCAGGACCCGGCUUCAGACAGCCAGGGGCCCCACCGGCCCGCUGGGGCUGGCGGGUUGGGGUUCCCCUGGCGGACUGCUCAGGACUAAGCCCGCCACCAGUGGAGGGUCCCAAAUUUCAUUCUUAUCUGCUGUCUUUGUGGGUGCCAUGUCAGAGCACGGAGACAAAGCUCACCAGCACACCUUCUUCCGUUUCAUUUGAGCCAUAGAGCCAGGCACAGUGGCACGCACCUGUAACAGCUCUCUGGAGGCUGAGCCA